Messenger RNA from Geosmithia morbida, 1131 nucleotides. Its product is annotated as pantoate--beta-alanine ligase. Gene Ontology annotation, biological process: pantothenate biosynthetic process. Lineage: Eukaryota; Fungi; Ascomycota; Sordariomycetes; Hypocreales; Bionectriaceae. The transcript has a single exon. Gene Ontology annotation, molecular function: pantoate-beta-alanine ligase activity. Bases 1 to 1131 code for a protein of 376 amino acids. The record is from RefSeq and is a predicted model, not a curated record.
AUGCUACCCUCCAUCUCCCGGACAAUGCCUCCGGGGUCACGACUCUCCCGAUCCCUUCAGCUUCGUCAGCUCCGCACGGCAACACGGCGGGAGACGCUACCGUCGAGUGCGAUCCGCAUAUUCCGAUCCGUCGACUCGGUGCGGUCAUGGCGGGCCCCGCUGACCGAAACGCGCCGUACGGUGGGGUUGGUCCCGACGAUGGGAGCCCUGCACGCGGGCCACCUGGCGCUGAUCCGCGCGGCCGCACGUGAGAACCACCACGUCGUGGUGAGCGUGUACGUCAACCCGGCGCAGUUCGGCAGGACCGAGGACCUGGAGUCGUACCCGUCCACGUGGGAGGCGGAUGGGAGGAUCCUAGCCGCGCUGGACCGCGAGCUCGCAGGCGACGGGGCCAACCUCGGCCGCAUCACGGCCGUCUUCGCCCCGACCACGCGGGACAUGUACCCUGGUGGGUUUCCCGGGCAGGACGUCGACAGCAAGGGGAGCUUCGUGACCGUCACCCCCGUCGGCGAGGUGCUCGAGGGCGCCAGCAGGCCCACCUUCUUCCGCGGCGUGGCGACGGUCUGCAUGAAGCUCUUCAACAUCGUGCAGCCGACGAGGGUGUACUUUGGCCAGAAAGACGCGCAGCAGACCGUCGUUAUCCGCCGCAUGCUAGCCGACUUCAUGGUGCCCUCAGACAUGGUGGUGUGCCCUACCGAGCGCGACGCCUCCGACGGCUUGGCUCUCAGCUCCAGGAACGUCUACCUCGGCCCGCGGAGGAGGGCCGUCGCGCCCGUCCUGCACCGUGCCCUCCUGGCUGGCGCCGACGUCUACGCCCACGGGGAGGGGAGGCCGGAUCGCCCAUCCAUCUUGGCCGCCGCUAACCGUGUGCUGGAUGACGUCGCCGCCGCCCAGAACGCCCUGCCGCCCAGCCGGAGGGCCCUGUUCGAAGUCGACUACGUCUCCCUCACCGACCCAGAUACCAUGCUCGAGAUUGACGCCGUAGACCCGGAAGUCGGUGCUAUUCUCAGCGGGGCCAUCAGGAUGCCCAAGCUGGAUGAGGUGAAUCCCGGUGAGGAUCCUGGUCACAGUGGUGGUCCGUCUGUGCGGCUCAUAGAUAAUGUCGUGCUACCACCUAGGAGGGAUGAUUGA